This is a messenger RNA of Quercus robur (English oak), 1559 nucleotides long. RefSeq lists its product as uncharacterized. Lineage: Eukaryota; Viridiplantae; Streptophyta; Magnoliopsida; Fagales; Fagaceae. The coding region runs from base 232 to 1407 and encodes 391 amino acids. The transcript is spliced from 8 exons. The record is from RefSeq and is a predicted model, not a curated record.
UACGAUUAACGUUGUUUGGGCCCAGCCACGUGGUCUUCCUGUUCCUCAAUCCCUCGAAAUUAUAUUGGAGAAUUUGGAAGGGACAGCAAGGACAAACAAAAUAGAUAUAUAAAAAGAGAAAAGAAAGCUCUGAGAAUUGAAAGAGAAAUUAAGAGAGAGAAUUUCAGUGAUCCAUCUAAUCGAACUGGUUGUGUGAUAUGGGGCGUGUUUGGGCAUAAGGCUAUAAUAGCAAUGAAAGGCCCUCUCUCUGCUCCCGGAGAUUACAUCUACUUCAAGUCUCAGGUCCCUCUCCACAAGAUCCCCAUUGGGACAAAGCAGUGGAGAUAUUAUGAUUUUGGUCCAAAAGUGGUGUCUCCUCUUAUUUGUAUUCCUGGAACAGCGGGGACAGCAGAUGUCUACUACAAACAGAUAAUGUCCUUGUCCAUGAAGGGUUACCGGGUAAUUUCUGUUGAUAUCCCACGGGUAUGGAAUCAUCAUGAAUGGAUUCAAGCAUUUGAAAAGUUCUUGGAUGCUAUCGAUGUUCAUCAUAUACAUCUUUAUGGUACAUCCCUUGGGGGAUUUCUAGCACAACUUUUUGCUCAGCAUCGUCCAAGACGGGUUCGCUCAUUGAUACUAUCAAAUUCUUUUCUGGAUACAUGCAGUUUCUCUGCUGCAAUGCCAUGGGCUCCUGUUGUUAGUUGGACCCCUUCCUUUUUGUUGAAACGAUACGUGUUAACAGGAAUUCGUGAUGGUCCCCAUGAACCAUUCAUUGCAGAUUCUGUGGACUUUGUUGUUUCUCAGGUUGAAACACUCUCAAGAGAAGACUUGGCCUCCAGGUUAACUUUGACAGUUGAUGCUGCUUCAGUUGGACCUUUGCUGCUUUCAGAUUCAUUUAUCACUAUAAUGGAUACAAAUGACUACUGUGCAAUUCCCCAACAACUCAAAGAUCAAUUGGGUGAGAGGUAUCCUGAAGCAAGGCGAGCAUACUUGAAAUCUGGGGGGGAUUUUCCGUUUCUUUCACGUCCAGAUGAAGUUAACUUACACCUUCAGCUACACUUGAGGCGAGUUGGUGUGGAAGCUCGGCCAGACCUGAUCCAGGGAAUCUCAAGGGGAGGUAGUGGUGCAAGUCCUAGUGAAGAGAAUGACAAAGGAGAAGAUCCAGAUGAUCCACCCAAGGAUGAUGGGGAGGUCACUAAAGAUCCAUCCACAGAUAGUCAGCUGCAUCCAGCUCCAGAGAGUUCAGAAUCUCAUAGUUUAGAUGAUCAGCUCCUCAGUAAUGCCAGAGUAUGUCAUUUUGUUAAUGAAAAUAUGCUGGUGCCUUUCUUACCUCAUCUAUGGGAGAUUUUGUUCCUAUAUUUGCUUCCUCUUAAUUUGGGAGCAUUGUACAUUACUUUGAGUUAUUCUUGGAAAUUCAGACAAGUAGUGUAAAAAUAGUUGGACGUCGUUAUUGUAUAAACUUACACAAGCAUUUGUUGAAAACCUAGUCUGUUUUGGGUUGCUGAUGUUUCUGAAUUCUGUUGCACUUUUGGCAUUUUAGAUUGUGCUAUAAUUUAAUGUGAUUUUUGUACAUUUCAAGAUGA